GUGUGUGAUUAUUGUCCCUUGGGCAGUGGAGAUUUUUGGCUUUAAAAGUCGCAUACAGUCCACGUUAGAGUUCAUAGUUGAGAGAGUCGUCGUCAUGAAACUGUUGGUAAUUCUAUUUUCGCUACUUGUGGUAAUUGCUGCUACUUUGGCAUUACCGCAAUUUAGCGGACGCGCCGGCGGCGGUGGCAAUCGAGGUGGACAUUAUAGACCACAACACAACCCACAUCAUAAUCCACAUCAUAGUCCAUAUCACAAUCCACAUCAUAGUCCGAAACAUCAUCCACAUCAUCGGCAGUUUUAG
This is a messenger RNA of Drosophila hydei, 301 nucleotides long. Its product is annotated as transcription factor Sox-1-like. NCBI's taxonomy places the organism in Eukaryota, Metazoa, Arthropoda, Insecta, Diptera, Drosophilidae. The transcript has 2 exons. The record is from RefSeq and is a predicted model, not a curated record. The coding region runs from base 95 to 301 and encodes 68 amino acids.